This is a messenger RNA of Iphiclides podalirius (scarce swallowtail), 1725 nucleotides long. The record is from the annotation of a GenBank genome assembly. NCBI's taxonomy places the organism in Eukaryota, Metazoa, Arthropoda, Insecta, Lepidoptera, Papilionidae.
AUGCUGGAGGCUUAUUUGCGAGGCCGUUGCGACAUCGCCACGCCUUGCAGCAGAAUAGAGUCUAUGGCAGAUCCCGAUGAGAUUUACGACUUUAUCGUGGUUGGUGCGGGCUCAGCGGGCUCCCUCGUAGCUGGCAGAUUAAGUGAAAUAGAAGACUACAAGGUGCUGGUUUUAGAAGCGGGUAGACAGGAACCCAUCGGCGCGCGGCCGCCAUCGUUCUACAGAAACUUCUGGUCGAAUGAUGAAGUUGAUUGGAAGUACCGCACCGUUGUGGGCAACUACUGCCUUGACCAAGGCGAUAAAGGAUGCCAAUGGCCUCGAGGAAAGGUGUUAGGUGGCACCAGUGUGCUAAACGGGAUGAUGUACAGUCGGGGCCACGCCGCAGACUACGCGACAUGGGGCGAGAAGUGGUCUUGGGAGAGCAACUUGCCAUUCUUCGACAUGACAGAGGGAAACAGGGAGAUCGGAAUCUCCGUCAGCGGAGAGUGCCAUUCGGACAGCGGGCCGAUGCCAGUUCAACGAUUCCGUUACCAGCCACCGUUCUUGUACGAAUUGUUGCGCGCCGUAGACGAGGUCGGCCUGCCCAUCAUCGAAGACAUGAACGACCCAAACACCCCAGAAGGAUUCGCUAUUGCGCAGGCCUUUAAUGAUGACGGACAAAGGUUCACAACGGCCAGGGUCUUCUUGAAGCCGCGGUCGGAGCGGCCGAAUCUGCAUGUGAAGCUGAACGUGCACGUGACCAAAGUGCUGAUAGAGGGCUCACGCGCAUACGGCGUGCAGUAUUUCGACGAAGCUGGCAAUGUCAAAACCGUUUUCGCCGCAAAGGAAGUCAUAUUGAGCGCUGGUGCUCUCAACAGUCCCCACAUACUGUUCCAUUCGGGUAUCGGGCCCCGCGACAUACUCGAGGCGGUCGGUCUACCAGUCCUGGUGGAUUUGCCGGUCGGCCAGAACUUGAGGAACCAUCUCGGCGUCACGAUUGAGUUCAUGCUGACCAAGCUCGAGAACGUACACCAGUUGGAUUGGAGCGCAUUGACGGAGUACUUGCUCAAUCGGGACGGUCCGAUGAGCUCUACGGGAAUUACUCAGUUAACGGGGCUGUUGUAUUCAAGCUUGGCGGAUCGGAGCCUGAAUCAGCCGGAUCUUCAGUUCUUCUUCAACGGCUUCUACGCGGAAUGUUCGGAAACGGGCAUGAUCGGCGAGUCAGUGGGGAGCUGUUCGCACAAGGGGACCAAUGUUUCCGUAAACGCCGUCUCGUUGCUACCGCGUAGCGUCGGCUUCAUAACGGUCAACUCCAGCGACCCGAUGGUGCCGCCGCUGUUCUAUCCGGAGUACUUCUCUCACCCAGAGGACAUGGUGAUGGUGAAGGACGGCGCCAGAUACAUUGAGAGAAUAAUCAACAGUGAUCUGCUGAAGAACAAGUACGGUAUCAAGCUGAAGUCGGACUUCGCGCCCCAAUGCUCGAACGCACCGGCGUGGUCGGACGAGUGGCUGGAGUGCGUGGCGCGCGUGGCCACCGACCCCCAGAACCACCAGCUCGGCACCGCCGCCAUAGGGCACGUGGUCGACGAAGAGCUGCGCGUGUACGGCGUCCAAGGCCUGCGAGUGAUCGACGCGUCUGCAAUGCCGACCCAGACCACUGGCAACCCACAGGGCGCGAUUAUGAUGGUUGCUGAAAAGGGCGCUGAUUUCAUCAAGCAGUACUGGUCGUCAUACACGCUACUCCGC